Drosophila teissieri is the source of this 2473-nucleotide messenger RNA. RefSeq names its product anaphase-promoting complex subunit 4 (gene APC4). Gene Ontology annotation, cellular component: nuclear periphery; anaphase-promoting complex. Bases 97 to 2424 code for a protein of 775 amino acids. The transcript has 6 exons. The record is from RefSeq and is a predicted model, not a curated record. Gene Ontology annotation, biological process: anaphase-promoting complex-dependent catabolic process; protein K11-linked ubiquitination; positive regulation of mitotic metaphase/anaphase transition. Gene Ontology annotation, molecular function: protein binding. NCBI's taxonomy places the organism in Eukaryota, Metazoa, Arthropoda, Insecta, Diptera, Drosophilidae.
GCGCCGGCAAAGUGUAAACUAAAAUAUUAAACUCCAAGUGUAUUGAGGUAUUUGAUGUAAAGUAAAGACGCCGCGAGCAAGUCCUAGCGUGGAAAGAUGACGCAAACAAGCUCCAUGAAGCUUCUGGGCGCCCGCAACAUGUCCUGCAUUGUGGAGCGCAUGGAGUGGAACAACAAGAUGGAUCUGAUUGCCUACGGAACGGAGAAGGGUGAGGUGGUCAUCCAGCGGCUGAACUGGCAGAAGAUUGUCACCUUUCCCACGCCUGGCGAGGAUGUGCGGGUGCGUUCGCUCAGCUGGCAAAUGGACGAGACACUACUGGCCGUUGGCUACAGCAACGGCAAGGUGGCGCUCCUGGACGCCGAGAGCGAGACGAUCAUCUCGGGCCUCAUUUACGAGGACGACAUCAAGAAGGUGUACUUCAGCAAGGCCAUAAACUCGCAGGAGAGCCUAGGAACCUACACAUGCAGUGCCAAGGAUAAACACCGCCGGUUCCUGCCCAAGCUGCAGCCACUGACCAAUAUUGAUCCCUGCCUUAAAUCACUGGACCAAAAGUCCUUUCCAAAGGGAUCGCCCUGCUUUCUGGUGGUGAUAAUGCGCAGCGGCAAGGUGCACCUACUGCUGCUGGGAGCCCUGCAGGCCGGAAGCAUUGAUCUCACCCAGCACAUUCUGCAUCCGGAGCAGUUCGAUGUGUACGAUGUGCGGCUGAACGGCGACUUUAAUGCCAUUUAUGCUCUUUUGCGGGACGGGCAGGAACUGAAGAUGCUGCACUUUCACAACCAGGUGCUGCAGGAGUGCAUGGCACCCAUGCUGGAGCUGGCAACGCAUUGCGCCCACAUACUGGAAACGAAGAACUAUAUUAAUGACACGCAACAAUGUUUGACGGAGGCCUGGGAGACCGUGCAGCUGGAGAUGGACAACAAGCUAACCAAGUACGCCAACUCCCAGCCCUACGGACUGAUCUCUGCCCAUUUUCUGGAGCUGCAUGUCUUUGGAUUCGCUACCUUCGAGGUAGAGGAGUUUUUGUUCGAGACUCUUUCGGAGAAGGGCUUCAAGAAGAUUGCCAACUCGGUGGACCUCAGUCUCAGCAAUCUGCAGGGCCUAGUGUUCAAGCAGCUGAACGGAUCCGCCGUAAACAUGUUCUAUUUCCUCAACACAAUCGCGGGAUUCGGACGCAUGUCGCACUUUUUUGAAUCCCUGAUCUCUCCGGAUGUGGCCAACGAAGCGAUGCGAGCCUGUGGAGCAUUCGUACUCAAAGUACACGAGCUGCAGCGAACAAUCGACACUUUGGUGUACGACAUGAAGCUCUUUCACGCGUGGAUGAUAUUCACGAUACUCCGGCUGUCGCAUCAAGAGAUUCCCGAUGACCUGGUGCUUACCGAGGAGGAGAACAUUGCCAUGGCCGACUUCCUCUGCUCCAUGGAACCAGAAUUGGACGAUCGCAGCGAUGAUGAGGACGAACUGGAUCCGCAUUUCGAAACGCCGCCGCCUGCUCGCAGCAAAUUUAAUCUGGAGCGAGUGGGCCAGUAUCUGGACAAUGCCUACCUGACACAGCCCUAUCCCAAGGAUCCCAGCCAGCUGUGGGAGGAGAUGGUAGCCGAGAACGAAUGCCUAAGCCACUGCAAACUGUUUGUGCCCCACGACAUGAACCUGUCGCUUGUGCAGCAGCGCGACAAGAUGUUCAAUGCCAUCGAUGCGGUGUUCCACAAGCCAACGGAGAGCAUAAGCGGGAGCUUCAAGCUGUCCUCGACGGUGAUAUGCAACGACCUGCCGCCCAUGGAGCCCGGCGAGGACCUCAAGGAUAGGGAGUUCGUGACCUGCAGCUACUACGUUAACGAAGCGGCCAGGAGUGACAUGUUGGCCUGCACCAUUAGCUGGCAGGAGGCCAUGAUUCUCGAGUUUAGUCGAGCGGGCGAUGGCUGGGUGCGAUGCACCAGGAUAAAACUGGAGCCAGGACUUUUCACAACAUCCGUGAACGAAGAUUUCUGUUACCUACGCUUCGUCGACCUGCAGUUCUACAAUGAAUCCUCGCUAUCGAUACUCGCUCAGUCCACAAAUGCGGGACCUGGCAUGCGACCGCAUAGCUUCUUUGUACAAUUCUCACUGAGCGCGGCGCGGAAUCAGAGCACACAGCACCAAAUGGGGCCGCUGGUCAAGCUGAAGGAGACCACAGUGACGCACAGCAUCCAUGACAUUGUCGAUGGCGCCGCCUUCAAGGGAUUGGACGGACUGUGCGACAUGUUGGCCGUCUCGGGCAGCAGGAAGGUGGCCACCGUUCUCUCCGAUCGCAAGCGCAAGAUGACCAUUUUCGAGAUGGAGAUCGAGGAGGAGGAGGACGAUACGGAGAUGUCACAGGCCUCGUUUCUGGACAUCAGCAAGGAGUCCGUGAUAGCUGGCGUCGCCGAUUCGGAGAAACCAGAAGCGUAGUAUUGAAUCUUCAAAAUGUAAAUUAAAUGGAUUGUUGAGAGAUAACUUA